AUGGACUCACAAUCUACCGCAAAUACAGACGCUGCGCAGCAGUACAUCGACUCGCAGACGGGUCCCACGGUGCCCUUUGACCGCGAUGCCGUCUACACGCAGCUCGACGCCUUCACCGAGGCCGACCCCGAGUUCCAGUCUGGUCUGGACGCCAUCCUGGGUCCGUUGACGGCCAGCGGUGCCACGCCCGACCAGCUCCUCCAGACCAAACAACGCGCAAAGGUCUUUUUCUUCAUGUCAAAGACGGGAACCGAAAUCGACUUCGACGACUAUACAUCCUGGCUCUCUUCCCGUGCACCCGCACCCGCACCCGCACCCACCGCUCCGUCUUCCUCCUCUAACCCCUCUGCCGCAACCGACGGCGCAACGGCGGCACCAGCCGCGCCGCACGACAAGCAGGAACCCUACCCGGCUUCGUUCGACUCUAUCGUAGAGCUCAUCGCCACAGGCCAAACUGACAAGAUUGCCGGAAUCAGGGAUAUCCCCCUCGUCAUCAAUGAGGAGGAACCGACCAAGCCAUCCCUCUCGCGUCCCCUCAAGCCAUGGGAGAAGGCGGCAGAUGACCAAGCCCAAGAUCCAGCUGAGCAGACGAACGAGGCUGCCGAGACGACCCACUGA
Messenger RNA from Pseudozyma flocculosa PF-1, 618 nucleotides. RefSeq lists its product as uncharacterized. The record is from RefSeq and is a predicted model, not a curated record. The transcript has 4 exons. The coding region runs from base 1 to 618 and encodes 205 amino acids. Lineage: Eukaryota; Fungi; Basidiomycota; Ustilaginomycetes; Ustilaginales; Ustilaginaceae.